Messenger RNA from Camelus dromedarius (Arabian camel), 2008 nucleotides. RefSeq names its product delta like non-canonical Notch ligand 2 (gene DLK2). The coding region runs from base 659 to 1822 and encodes 387 amino acids. Gene Ontology annotation, molecular function: calcium ion binding. The transcript is spliced from 5 exons. The record is from RefSeq and is a predicted model, not a curated record. NCBI's taxonomy places the organism in Eukaryota, Metazoa, Chordata, Mammalia, Artiodactyla, Camelidae.
CCUGAGCGCGUGUGAGGAGCCGCCGCCGCUGCCGCUCGGGGUACCCUUGAGCCCCAGAUUCCCCAGCGCUCGGCUCGUAUGGCAGCCGCCUCGGCAUCCGGACCCGCGGCCCUCUAAGGGGCGGCCCCGCGGCCCGGCCCAGCCCUUCGGCGGAGCCCGUCGGAUCCGGCCCCGCUCUUCGCCCCAGGGAGCUCUGUCUCCGAGCCCGAGGUGAGGACCGCGAGGGCAGAGGCGCGCUGGGCAGGGGGCGCUCAGAAGAUCCCAGGCCCGGCGCCGUGGCUGAGCCGAGAGCGGCGGAGAUAGGAAAGGGCCGUGAGAGCAAGUCCUACGAGGAGUCGGGGAUGCGGGGCUGGGAAUUCUUGCCGCCGGGAACCGGCCCCCGCGUCCCCUCCGUCCUCGAGGCCGCCUCUCGGCGCUGUCCCAGUCCCCGCAGACUCCGUCCCGACUGCGUUCCCAGCGCCGGCCCAUCCUCGCCCAGACCUUUCUCCAGUCUGUCCAUCCUUCACCUCCCUCCCGCAGAGCCUGCUCCCGGUCCCUGUCUCCAAUUCCUUCGCCUGCUCAAACCUUCUUCGCCCCCGCCCUCUCGCUGCCCUCACCUCCUUCUUCUGUCUGGACGCCCCUUUACCCCCUCGGCUCCUGUCACUCGGAACUGGAAUCCAUGCCACUAUCCCCGUGUCCGGCCGCCUCCCAGCCUGUGCCACCCAACAGGUGUCUGCACGCCCGUCCGUCCGUCCGUCCCUCCCUCCUGGGGCUGGCGCUGACCAUGCCCAGCGGCUGCCGCUGCCUACAUCUCGUGUGUCUGUUGUGCAUCCUGGGGGCACCCGUUCAGCCUGCCCGAGCCGAUGACUGCAGCUCCCACUGUGACCUGGCCCACGGCUGCUGUGCUCCUGACGGCUCCUGCAGGUGUGACCCAGGCUGGGAGGGGCUGCACUGUGAGCGCUGUGUGAGAAUGCCUGGCUGCCAGCAUGGUACCUGCCACCAGCCCUGGCAGUGCAUCUGUCACAGUGGCUGGGCGGGCAAGUUCUGUGACAAAGGCUUCCAUGGGCGUGACUGCGAGCGCAAGGCUGGACCCUGUGAGCAGGCAGGGUCCCCGUGCCGGAAUGGUGGGCAGUGCCAGGAUGACCAGGGCUUUGCCCUCAACUUCACAUGCCGCUGCCUGGCGGGCUUCGUGGGUGCCCGCUGUGAGGUAAACGUGGAUGACUGUCUGAUGCGGCCUUGUGCUAAUGGCGCCACCUGCCUGGAUGGUAUUAACCGCUUCUCCUGCCUCUGCCCUGAGGGCUUUGCUGGACGCUUCUGCACCGUCAACCUGGAUGACUGUGCCAGCCGCCCAUGCCAGAGAGGGGCCCGCUGUCGGGACCGCGUCCAUGACUUUGAUUGUCUCUGCCCCAGUGGCUAUGGUGGCAAGACCUGUGAGCUGGUCUUAUCCAUCCCAGAUCCUGCCACCACAGCAGACAUCCUCCCAGGGCCCACCUCAGCUGUGGUGGUACCUGCCACCGGGCCUGUCCCCCACAGCGCGGGGGCCGGUCUGCUGCGCAUCUCUGUGAAGGAGGUGGUGCGGAGGCAAGAGGCCGAACUGGGCGAGUCUAGCCUCGUCGCUGUGGUGGUGUUUGGGGCCAUCACUGCCAUCCUGGUCCUGUCCACAGUGUUGCUGACCCUGAGGGCCUGGCACCGGGGUGUCUGUCCCCCUGGACCCUGUUGCUAUCCUGCCCCGCACUAUGCCCUGGCACGCCAGGACCAGGAGUGUCAGGUUAGCAUGCUGCCAGCAGGACUCCCCCUGCCGCCGGACCUGCCCCCCGAGCCUGGGAAGACCACAGCACUGUGAUGGAGGCGGGGGCUUUCUGGCCCCCUCCUUCAUCUCCUCCAGUGCUCAGACUGGAGUGGUCCUUUCUCAGCACCCCUCAGCUGGGGUUCACACACUGGGGCACCUCAGCCUCACACCAGAAAUAUUAUUUUUUUAAUACACAGAAUGUAAGAUGGGAAUUUUAUCAAAUAAAACCAUGGAAGUGCA